Messenger RNA from Phacochoerus africanus (Common warthog), 1137 nucleotides. RefSeq names its product basic salivary proline-rich protein 1-like. The transcript has a single exon. NCBI's taxonomy places the organism in Eukaryota, Metazoa, Chordata, Mammalia, Artiodactyla, Suidae. The record is from RefSeq and is a predicted model, not a curated record. The coding region runs from base 1 to 1137 and encodes 378 amino acids.
AUGGCAACGUUUCGGUUCGCUUUCAAUCGCCGGGCCAGCGAACCCGGAAAUGAAAUCUCAAGCGCAACCCACUUUGGACGGCCGUAUCGUUUCCUUAAGUUGUGCCGGACUGCGAGCGCGGGAUACACGACCCCGAGGAGACCCGGACCCCUAGGCACCGUUACCCCGCCUCCCGCCUCCGGCCUGGAGGUCACUCGCGCUUUUCGGCCACGAGGUGGGCCCGCGAUCCCCUCCGCGCUGCUGCAGCGGGCACUCGGCGGGACACGAGGGCGGCACCGUGGGCCAGUCACCUCUGGGGACCGAGUCGGGGCGCAAGGGUGGGUCAUUAAACAGACCCUGGGCAGCACGAGGCGCCCCCAGGUAAGGCCCGCGCCUCCGGCGGGCCGAAGAGACGGCGGCCUCGACCGAGUCACUUCGGCCGCGACGGCCCCGCAUGAGCCCGCUCGGGGCCAGCGAGGCACCGUGCGCGGCCCGGGCCAGUCUCUGAGGCAGCGGCCGCUCCGGGACCGCUCAAGGCACCGGCGCCCAGCCCCUCAGGGAGGCGCCCCGCCCCCAGGCAGCCCCCGCCCGGCGCGCGCCACGCACCGCGCCCCGCCCGGGGGCCGGCCCGCACUUUCCCGCCCGCCGCGCCGGGGACUGGGGUCGCGCGCCCUCCCCCGCCCCCACACUGCUCACCUGCCGGGCCCUAGGCUCGCUCCAUGGCCACCCUCGCGGUGCGGUGCGGCGCGGCCUCGGCCGCCCCCGCCGCCUCCGGGGAGGGGCAGCCCCACGCCGCGCUCACCGCCCCCAGCCGCCGCCACUGCGGCUCCCGCCUACCCCCAGCCCGGCCAUUCCCUGGCCACCUCUCCCCGCGCGGAGCCGGCGGUCCCACACCCACCCCCCGCCUCCGCGGCUCGCGACUGUUGGUACCGUCCUAGCGUAACGCCUUCCCCGCGGCCAAUCCAAGGGCUCCUUCCGCGAGGCCCCACCCCCACCCUCGGCGGGCGGGCCUACCGGACACGCUCCGGACCGCCCCCCUUUAACCCGUUGCGUCCCUGGAAGGCCCCGCUUAACUCUCUCCACGCCAGUACACGCCUCUCCGGCUUCUCCCUGCCGCCCCACCCCGCUUACAUAAACUGGCCUCUCACUUCUCUCUAG